AUGAUGAAUCAAAUGGAUACCAUUGAAUGGCCAGAUGAGUCUAGGAUUGUUACCAGAAGUACAAAGAAUGCUACUUUAGGCUAUAUCCAAAGUCUUUUUCACAAUACAGGUCUAAUUGCCUCACUAAUCUACUUAGCGUUAAAAUUGGUACUGGUACCUUGUUUAGAACAGCAAUAUUCUCAAAGGGCAGAUGUCUCAGCAUCAACUCUUUUGAGAUUGAGGAAACUGGUGUCUCAAUUACAGAACUGCAUACGUACCACACCUGUAGCUGUAAUUGGAUACAACGAAAGUCAUAAUAGUGCGGAAAGAUGUACGCAGACAUCAGAAGAUGAGUUAGAACCCUUGGAAAGUUCAUGGUCCAUAAUCAAUAAGAGGCUGACGGAUUCCACCACGCAUCUACAACAAUUUGUUAAAUCAAAUUCACAAGAACCGAGAAACUUAAAUGCGUUUAACGUGGAGGCAAGAUUGUUAUCUGAUAAGUUUAAGCUUGAGUCUGGUAUAGAACCACAGACUGAAUUGAGUAGAAAAAUGAUUAAUUCCAUUCGUGAAGUCAAGGGUUGGUUCGUAAGUGGUAGAAUUCAUUAA
Messenger RNA from Zygosaccharomyces rouxii, 585 nucleotides. It is a transcript of the gene PEX17, whose product is annotated as Pex17p. The record is from RefSeq and is a predicted model, not a curated record. Bases 1 to 585 code for a protein of 194 amino acids. NCBI's taxonomy places the organism in Eukaryota, Fungi, Ascomycota, Saccharomycetes, Saccharomycetales, Saccharomycetaceae. The transcript has a single exon.